Molecule: messenger RNA, 1556 nt
Organism: Oryza brachyantha (malo sina)
Lineage: Eukaryota; Viridiplantae; Streptophyta; Magnoliopsida; Poales; Poaceae
Product: probable protein phosphatase 2C 57
Exons: 4
Coding region: 115-1212 (365 amino acids)
Biological process (GO): protein dephosphorylation
Molecular function (GO): protein serine/threonine phosphatase activity; cation binding
Source: RefSeq, a predicted model, not a curated record
CACACUCCACAGUAUGCUCGCGGCGACGCACGCAGCUCCAAAUCGGAACCCUAACCCUAGCCCGCGUCCCGAGUUCGAUCCGUGCUCCCGCUGGUUCUGAGGCUCUCCGCGGCGAUGGAGGAGGAGCAUAGGCUUGCCGGAGGUGGAGGAGGUGGGAGGCCGCCGAUCCCGGCGGCGGCGGCGGCGGGGAGGAAGCCGGGGCUGGCGCGGCAUGCCUCGUUUGCGAGGAGUCCUGCAAACAGCACCAAAUCUGGAACUGAGAAAACUUUUGAAAGCAUAGAUGCUGCUGCAUAUGUGCCUGUUGUAAGGUCAGGAGGUUGGGCUGAUAUUGGGUUGAGGCGCACAAUGGAGGAUGUCUUUAUUUGUUCUGAUAACUUCAUUCAAGAUUUUGGACUUGAGAGUUUUGAAGAUGGGCCCAGCGCAUUUUAUGGGGUUUUUGAUGGGCAUGGUGGAAAGCACGCUGCUGACUUUGUGUGCAGCAAUUUGGCAAGGUUUAUCAUUGAGGAUGAAGAUUUUCCAAGGGAAAUAGAGAAAGCUCUGUCCUCAGCAUUCUUACAGACAGAUGCUGCUUUUGCAGAUGCUUGCUCUAUGAACUCCUCUCUUGCAUCUGGCACAACUGCUCUUGCUGCUCUCGUGGUUGGGAGGUCACUCCUGGUAGCAAAUGCCGGUGAUUGUAGAGCAGUACUUUGUUGUCGUGGAAAGGCAAUUGAAAUGUCCAGGGAUCACAAGCCAUCUUGCAACAGAGAGAAGGUGCGCAUUGAAGCGUCUGGUGGUUAUGUUUAUGAUGGCUACCUGAAUGGGCAGCUUAAUGUUGCGCGGGCAAUUGGGGACUGGCACAUGGAAGGAAUGAAGGCAUGCGAUGGUCUUGGACCUCUUAGCGCUGAGCCUGAGGUGAUGAUCAGGAAUCUCACUGAGGAAGAUGAAUUCCUCAUCAUCGGUUGUGAUGGGAUCUGGGACGUAUUCCGCAGCCAAAAUGCGGUAGAUUUUGCCCGCCGGAAGCUCCAAGAGCACAAUGAUCCUGUUACCUGCUGUAAAGAACUAGUUGAUGAGGCCAUCAAGAGGAAGAGUGGCGACAACCUUUCUGUAGUUGUCAUCUGCUUCAACUCUAGGCCGCCUCCUGUCCUAACAGCUCCAAGGCCCCGUGUACAGAGGAGUAUAUCUGCGGAAGGCCUGAGGGAGUUGCAAAGCUUCCUUGAUAGCUUGGCUGAUUGACAUGAGGCUACUUCCUUGAUAGAAGCCUGACAUACUUUCCUUAGUGUACGUCCAUUGCUUAGCAUGGAAUUUAGGUUUAGUGCGGCUAUUCCAAGGCUUAGUUCCAGCUAUCUCAUAAUUUCCCCGAGAUAGCAGCUGUUGAGUGAUCCGGUGUUGUAAUAUAUGCUGCGGCUAAUUCUAUCUGCAGUUAAGUAUUUAUUGGUUCAGGGAUAUGUUGUCUUAAAAGUCUGGAAUGAUCAGAGAACAUUUCUAAGAUCUCUGAAAUGGUGAGUGGAGUUCUCUAGUAUGUAUGACUAUGCUUGCAAAUUUUGACAUGCUAUGAUAACAAAGCGAUGUUUAUUUUA